Molecule: messenger RNA, 2037 nt
Organism: Periophthalmus magnuspinnatus
Lineage: Eukaryota; Metazoa; Chordata; Actinopteri; Gobiiformes; Gobiidae
Gene: amt
Product: aminomethyltransferase
Exons: 9
Coding region: 122-1336 (404 amino acids)
Biological process (GO): glycine catabolic process
Cellular component (GO): mitochondrion
Molecular function (GO): protein binding; aminomethyltransferase activity
Source: RefSeq, a predicted model, not a curated record
GGUGUUUCAUGUGUUUUGAGUACAGCGGCAGCAGAAACAGCAGUAGCUCCAGAGUGCACACUGCAAAAACAACAGUGUUUUACGUCCAGCUCCGUCAAUCGCACGUUCAGCAGCACGCGACAUGUGGGCCCGGAGCGCACGCGGGACCCGGGGCCUGGAGCUCGUGCUGCGGGGGUCGGUCCAGAGACAUCCCCGGAGAGAGGCGUCAUCCGCGGCCGAGGUGGCGCUGAAGAGGACUCCACUAUUUGAGUUCCACCGGGCAAGUGGUGGUAAGAUGGUGGAGUUUGCAGGCUGGAGCAUGCCGGUGCAGUACACGGACAGUCACAUCAGCUCACACAUGCACACCAGAACGCACUGCUCGCUAUUCGACGUUAGCCACAUGCUACAGACCAAAGUCCACGGCAAAGACCAAGUGAAGUUCAUGGAGUCUCUGGUGGUCGCAGACAUCGCCGAGCUUAAAGAUAAUCAGGGAACUCUGUCUCUCUUCACCAACGAUAAAGGAGGGAUCAUGGACGACCUGAUAGUGACUAAAACAGACCAGGGUUAUCUGUACGUGGUGUCCAAUGCAGGCUGCGCCGACAAGGACUCCGCUCACAUGAAGGCCAAGCUGUCAGAAUUCAAAGCUGCCGGUUUUGAUGUUGAUUUGGAGUUUUUAGAUGAUGCACUAAUUGCUGUACAAGGUCCAUCAAUGAGCAGGGUGCUGCAGGAGGGAGUGAAGGACAAUUUAAAAAAUCUGCCAUUCAUGUUCUCAGCUCUGACCUCUGCGUUCGGAGUCCCCUGUAGAGUCACACGCUGUGGGUACACUGGGGAGGAUGGAGUGGAGAUCUCUGUGCCCAGUUCCCGGGUGGUGGAGCUCACAGAGAGACUGCUGUCAAACCCGGAGGUGAAGUUAUCCGGGCUCGGAGCCAGAGACAGUCUGCGGCUGGAGGCAGGACUCUGUCUCUACGGCAACGAUAUUGACGAGACCACCACACCUGUAGAGGCUACGCUCGUCUGGACUAUAGGAAAGCGGCGCCGUCAGACCAGAGAUUUCCCUGGAGCAGAUAUCAUCGUUCCUCAGAUCAAGAACAAAACUCAGAGGAAGAGAGUGGGUUUGGUCUCCACUGGUCCUCCUGUCCGGCAGCACACACCGAUACUCAGCACUGACGGCAAAGUUAUAGGUGAGGUGACGAGUGGCUGCCCAUCUCCCUGCCUGAAGAAAAAUGUUGCCAUGGGUUAUGUGGACUCUGCCUUCUCCAAGAACGGGACCCAGAUUCAGGUGGAGGUCCGGAAGAAGGCGGUCCCAGCCACAAUUAGCAAAAUGCCCUUUGUGCCCACCAACUACUACACUGGCUAAAACAGAGGAGACGUACAAGAACAUGGAGGGAAAUCUAUCCAGACUCAUUCACUUGUAUUUUAAGAUGUUCAUAUUGAUAUGAUGAUUCAUAUUUAAUUUAUCCAACUGGUGGUAAAGUUUUCCAGGUGUGAAACAAGGAAGUUUUAAGGACCAUAAUAACAUUUUAAUUUAUACAUUUGAGUUCAGCACUUUUGCAGGAUUUAACAGCAAAAUCAUGAUGAGAUUUUCUCUAUGUAAAAGGUACUGUCGUCCAAUUUUGCUUUCUAAUAUUUUUAACUCAACAUUUUCUCUUUGGACAAAAUAUACACUACUCAGGUUAUCAAAAGGAGACCAAAACACAGUCAUUCCAAAUUUUUCAAGACCACCAGCAAAAAACAGUAUGAUCUAUUUUACAACAAUUACAUGUCUUAACUACUGUGAAUUAAUUCCAAUAUAUGUUUCAAGUUUUUUGUUUUUUUUUAUGCAAUUUUUACAUGUAACAAACACUGUAAGGGGUUUAAUUACUUUUUAGUUAGUAAGACACUUUCCCAAUUAAUUUUCUGGUAGCUUUGAUAAAAUAUUUGCAAUGAUACAAACUAUUUUGUAAUAGUUUUUUUUUGUUUUUUUAAUCUAAACGUAAAAAUGAUUACAUUAACAUUGACAGAGAUUGAGAACUUGUAGUUUUUAAACAUUUUAAUAAAAAAAAAGAAUAUUUGCAAUCU